AUGAAUGUUCUCCCAAGCGUUGGUGUUUGGAAUGAUGAAAAAAAUGCCUACAUUGGUAGCAUUGAAUUACAAAAAGUUGCAUCAAAAGUUGGUAAAACCUUUGAAGGUUUCCAACAUAUCGGUUCACAAACCUCAACUUACAACUAUACUACAAAACAAUUAAGUUUUAUUGUUAAAGAAAUUGCCACCCAAACUAAAUAUCUCUAUAGUGUUGAUACCACCACAUGGAAUGAGAUCAACAGAUCAUCUAUUGGCAAAGAUUACAACUACGCUGGUUUAGCUUAUGAUAACACCAAUGAUGCUUUCAACUUAUUUGGUACCUCAGCAAAUGGUGAUAAUAACCUCCAUGUUUGUAAAAUCAGUCCAAAUGACCAUGCUGCUAAAAACACCCACACUUUCCCAGGUGAACUUUGCUCAACCUUCUUCCAUCCAAAAAUUAAAACCUACUUUGUAUUCUUCACCAAAGCACAACAACCAGAUCAAAUCUAUGUAAACUCAUAUGAUAUGAAUGCCCAUCCAAUCCUUAUUGAUCAAGCCUAUCAAGUUAAAAACGUUGGCCAAGGUUUCAAACCAUUCCCAUCAACUUUAAAAAAUCUUGCAUACAUUCCAAGCAAAGAUUUAAUCGUUUGCAACAUUAGAGUCGAAAGCAGCUAUAUCUCAGGUCCAGAACUUUUCUUCAUUUCAACUACAAACAAAACCAUUACCAAUACAAGUUGGAACGGUAAUGAAGGCUUUUUAUCAAGAAUGGAAACCCCUUAUGCUUUAUUCCCAGAUCUCAAAUUACCAAGAAUCUACCAAAUCGUUCAAAAUGCUGAUAAAUCCUUUAAAUUAUAUACCUACAGUACCUAUAACAAUAGAUGGCAAGAAACCAAAACAUUCGGAAUUCCAGUCACUGCUAUUUGGGAACUUUAA
Dictyostelium purpureum is the source of this 912-nucleotide messenger RNA. RefSeq lists its product as uncharacterized. NCBI's taxonomy places the organism in Eukaryota, Evosea, Eumycetozoa, Dictyosteliales, Dictyosteliaceae. The record is from RefSeq and is a predicted model, not a curated record. The transcript is spliced from 2 exons. Bases 1 to 912 code for a protein of 303 amino acids.